AACCUUUUUAUCCAUUUGUAAAAGUCAACAAACUAACAAACUCAAAUACGAACUAUAAGAUCACUUUGAAAUGAUUCUAAAAUCCAAGAUGGUUGAAUUCAUCAAAACCCUUUGUGCUAACUUCAUCGAACGAACCUAUCGGUCAAAAGCUUCGAACACACUUAUCAUCGUAGCUUUGACAUUAUCAGUGAUAGUGGUUAUUGAAGUCUUGCUGAUGUCUUCAUGGCAAGUUGAAUUCGUUCAAGAUGGAAGAUCACCUAGAGAGAGGAGGUCGCCGAAUCACAACCAAGAGGACGUGCAGCUCGUCAGAGAGUUGUCUUCCCUUUUAAUCCCUCCAGCCAAGAAAGGUCACGUGAACACUCACGAAUUGCCGUACCCCAGCAAGUUUGUGGAGGAGCUCAGAGUACUGACCGACUACAAGCAAGGGGGUUAUUUCAUCGAAGUCGGCUCCGGGGAUAAGCAAUUGUUCUCUGACACUCUCUUCCUCGAGCGACACAUGGGCUGGACAGGACUCUUGGUAGAGCCUGAUGUUAUCAACUUGCAGACGUUCAGGAGAAAUGCGUGGAUCGCCCCUGCGUGUAUGAGUUUGAACAGGUCCGCUUACGAAUUCCACCGCCAACCCUACAUACGAGUGGGCGUGAACCGAAGAAAUUACUCUCCAGCAACCAUCAUGUGCUACCCAUUCUACACCUUCUGGCUGGCUCUCAACAGACCGGUGGUGGACUUGCUAGCCAUAGACGUGGGAGGUGGCGAGGUAGAAAUCCUAGAGACCAUCCCGUUCGACAAGGUCGACGUCAAAAUAUUGCACGUGGACCACACCAAGGCUAGGGACGGAUUCAUGGGCGUCACUACUCUAUUGCAACAGAAAGGCUACAAGGUUGUUAGUGAAACUCUUCCUCGACAUUUGUUCUUUAUUAAGAAAGAAUAUGUUGAUCACUACAAUGCAAUAUAAAUAUUUUAAUAGA
Molecule: messenger RNA, 965 nt
Organism: Macrosteles quadrilineatus (aster leafhopper)
Lineage: Eukaryota; Metazoa; Arthropoda; Insecta; Hemiptera; Cicadellidae
Product: protein Star-like
Exons: 1
Coding region: 71-952 (293 amino acids)
Source: RefSeq, a predicted model, not a curated record